AUGGCUGAUGCCAUCCAUUCUGUUCUGACCGAAAAACAUGGUACCAAGCAUGGUCUUUAUAUAUGGCACAUGCUUAAUAAUAUCAAGUCAAAUAUGACCUCUAAGCUUGGACUAAAGUAUGCUGAGUUUCAUAAGGAUCUUGUUAAGUGUCUUAAUUAUUGCAUCGAUCGAAAUGAGUUUGAGGAGCAAUGGAAUCGUAUUGUGGAAAAUGACGACUAUGCUAAAGCAAGAUCAUAUUUAAACAUCCUUAGUCAGUGGCGUGAGCGUUGGGCUCCAGCAUACCUCAAGGACUAUUUUUUUGCUGAUAUGUCAUCAACACAAAGAGGAGAGUCGAUGAACAAAUUGUUAAAGGGCUUCCUCGACAGCAAAAUCAGACUCACAGAAUUUCUUGCGGCUUUUGAACGGGCACUUGAUCGUUGUGAAGAGGCUGAGCAUAUUGCUACAUACAAGAAGCUCGUUUACCCCAUCCGUUUGACUUCCCAAAAUUCUAUAGAAAAUCAAGCCAUUAAUUAUCUGACACGGUAUGCUUGGAAGAAAUUCGCGGCUGAAUGGAAUGCCAAAGAUGCAUACGCAUGCGAAGAAAUAACAAACAACAAUGGAGUGCGUCAUUUUAAAUUAUCACGCUAUGAAAGGCCUAACAUUAUAUGCUGGGUAUACUAUAAUGACUGUAUACUUACUUGUUGCUGUCGUAACCUUGAGUUUGCCGGAAUAAUUUGUCGCCAUUCUCUUGCAGUUGUACUUGCAAAAGAUUAUGUCAACUUUUAUAGCCACUCACAAUCGCAAGCUCCGGAAACUCCAACAUCGUAUGAAUCAUCCAGUGAAAGUGUCUCUCAACUCCGGUAUAUGCGUAUCCAUCGACUUUCAGGGGAAAUUGCAAGCAAGAUUGCAACCAACCCUGAUAAGUGUGUAGAUUUUAUGUCGUACCUCAAGAAGUACUUAGAGACACUAUAUGUCGACGAUGCUGUUUCAACUUCUCACGAGAAUGCGUCAGCAUCCUCGAAACAUCCAAUAAUCAACAAUCCUAUCAAGAGUAAGGCUGUUGGACGACCAAAAAAAGGAAGAAUCAGAUGUGAAAAAGAGAAUACAACCGCAGCUGCUGUGAAAAGAAAGCGAGGUCGACCAAAAGCAAAUCCUGAAAAGAGCCUAACCCAGAAUCAAAAUGAGAAUACUAAUCUAAAACAGCUACGAAAACGCGCUC
This is a messenger RNA of Ambispora gerdemannii, 1198 nucleotides long. Lineage: Eukaryota; Fungi; Glomeromycota; Glomeromycetes; Archaeosporales; Ambisporaceae. The record is from the annotation of a GenBank genome assembly.